CUCGCAGUGCCUGAAGAUACACAUAUAUACCUGUUGUGACGGUUUCUAGAGAAGUCGUCAAAAAAUGGCGGUGGAGAGUUUCGGUGACAUACACGCGCUUCCGGAGGACUGCAUAGCCAACGCCCUAUCGCUCACGAGCCCUAAGGACGCCUGCCGGCUGUCGGCGGUCGCCUCCACGUUCCGCUCCGCCUCCCAAUCCGACGUCGUUUGGGGUCGGUUCCUGCCGUCCGAUUAUCGUGAUCUGAUAGCCGGUGCCGUCGACGGCCCUGAUGCCCUGCUUUCUAAAUUCCGUUCUAAAAAGGACCUGUAUCUGCACCUGUGUGAUAAUCCGAUUCUCAUCGAUGGCGGCCGCAAGAGCUUUUCAUUAGAGAAACACAGUGGAAAGAAAUGCUACAUGAUAGCAGCAAGAGAUCUCUACAUUGUUUGGAGCGAUACUCCUCAAUAUUGGCAAUGGGUCUAUCUUCCCGAGUCUAGCGCUCAUGGAUUCGAAAACCACCCGGCCGAGGCUUUUGUUGGGUUGACCGGUCAAGCGAGUCAAAGGUGCAGAGUGUUUAUAGAUCCAGACGGGGCCCACAGGGAGAGGCGCCAAAUCGUGCCCCGAAACCUUGGGUCGGCUUAUCGUAGGCUGCCUCGUUUGGUGAGAGAACAGAUGGUGGAGAGUGCAUCUGCCGAGACUGUUGAUACGAAGCGCCCAAAAACGAGGGGUGAUGGGUGGAUGGAAGUUGAGUUGGGAGAGUAUUUUGUCGAGGGAGGAGAAGGUGGUGAUUUGGAGUUUGGUGUGAUGGAGGUGAAGCACGGUAACUGGAAAAAGGGCUUCGUCUUUCAGGGGAUUGAGGUCAGGCCGAAAGGCGUUUUCGGUGACAUUCACGCGCUUCCGGAGGGCUGCAUAGCCAACGUCCUCUCGCUCACGAGCCCUAAGGACGCCUGCCGGCUGUCAGCCGUCGCCUCCACGUUCGGCUCCGCCUCCCAAUCCGACGUCGUUUGGUGUCGGUUCCUGCCGUCCAAUUAUUGCGAUCUGAUACCCGGCGCCGUCGACGACCCCGAUGCCCUGCUUUCUCAAUUCCGUUCUAAAAAGGACCUGUAUCUGUACCUGUGUGAUAAUCCGAUUCUCAUCGAUGGCGGCCGCAAGAUACGAGGCAAAAUUAGUACCAAGAUGCUUUCGCCCGGCACAUGCUACGUGGCAUACGUAGUUUUCACCCUCAAAUCGAACGCUGAUGGAUUCAAAAACAACCCGACCGAGGCUUUUGUGGAGUUGACCGGUCAUGCGAGUCAAAGGCACUGCGUGUUUAUAGAUUCGGACGAGAUGGUGGAGAUUGCAUCUGCGGAGACUGCUGAUGAUACCAAGCACCCGAAACCGAGGGGUGAUGGGUGGAUGGAAUUAGAGUGGGAGAGUAUUUUGUCGAGGGAGGAGAAGAUGCUGAUCUAG
Molecule: messenger RNA, 1426 nt
Organism: Striga asiatica
Lineage: Eukaryota; Viridiplantae; Streptophyta; Magnoliopsida; Lamiales; Orobanchaceae
Source: the annotation of a GenBank genome assembly